Molecule: messenger RNA, 771 nt
Organism: Monoraphidium neglectum
Lineage: Eukaryota; Viridiplantae; Chlorophyta; Chlorophyceae; Sphaeropleales; Selenastraceae
Exons: 5
Biological process (GO): protein O-linked glycosylation via mannose
Molecular function (GO): xylosyltransferase activity; glucuronosyltransferase activity
Source: RefSeq, a predicted model, not a curated record
AUGACACCUGACCGUAUAUUGGCCCUGUUUGCAUUGCUCGGACUGGCCGCGGUGGCCCUCGGCGCGCAGGAGCCCGCCAGCAGCUACAUCAGCUGCCUCAACGCCGAGCAGAGCCAAGACAAGCAGACCGUGUACAGCGAUUUUGUAUCAGGAAAACCCGUGAGGUUGCGCCUGCGCAAGGCCUGGUGGAGCGAGAAGCCCGCGCGCGUGCCGCUAACCGUCACGACUGGCCUCACGUCCAGUCGACUCGAGCAGUUGGCCCACCAGUGCGCCAGCUGGCGGGGCCCGCUCAGCGCGGCGGUGUACCUGGUCGUGAAGGGCGACGGCAAAGGCGGCGUGGGGCCGGAGGGCGAGAAGGCGCUGGCGGAUGCGGCGGACGCAGUGGCCACCUUCCACGCCAAGUCUGAGGUGGCUGAUGGCUGCCAGCUGGACGUGUCACUGCUGUACGAGGUCGUGGCGGACGAUGUCAUGACGCUGCUGUUGCCCAUCAACACCAUGCGCAACUAUGCGCUGCUGCAGGCGCGCACGCGGCUGGUGGCCAUGAUUGACGUCGACCUGCUUGUGUCGUCCAGCCUCACAGACUGGAUGGAGGUCAAGGAUAACGUCGACUACCUCCAGCGCGAGUGCGCCGCGAAGCGCGUGUUCGUGCUGCCUGCGUUUGAGACGCCGCGCAACCCGGACGCGGCGGCGGCGCACCGCAUGGCGGAGCAGGCUGUGGCGUCUGACAAGAAGGGCCUGGAGGCGCUCGUUAGCAAGAGGCUGGUGCACCAG